Molecule: messenger RNA, 2043 nt
Organism: Papilio polytes (common Mormon)
Lineage: Eukaryota; Metazoa; Arthropoda; Insecta; Lepidoptera; Papilionidae
Gene: Pep
Product: zinc finger protein on ecdysone puffs
Exons: 11
Coding region: 145-2022 (625 amino acids)
Cellular component (GO): nucleus
Source: RefSeq, a predicted model, not a curated record
CCAGGUAUUUUUUGGCAUUCUUGUCAAUUGCGCUUUGCUUUUUGCAUUUUCGGUUUAUUCAGAUUGUUUAUUAAUAAUUUCUUUAAUUCACUUGUAAAUACCAUUUCUGUUCUGUCGGUCAACACUUCUGUUAAUUCGACUGCAAUGGCGAAUCGAAGACCGCAGAACAACGGGCGUCGUAUGGAUUUCGGGCGUAAUGAUAGGCCUAAGAACUUCGGGCGUAGCGGCGUGUCGCCGUGGCAGGGCACCGGGCCGGGCGGUGGCAUCCCGAAUCUAUUGCCUUUAGCCGGCGGUUCUACGGAAGCUACUUUAGCUUUAGCCAGUAACAUCAUCAACCUCCUGCAGCCGCGUCAGAAUCCAGUGCCGUCGCUCCUAGAUAUGCCUAUUCGACGGGACUUCGGUCCUAACAUGGGUCGGUAUGAUCGCGGUUAUGGACCCCACAGGAUGGGCAAUCAGGGUAAUUUCCGGCGUACGGGAAAUUAUAAUCGGGCUGGUGAGCGUAUCAACAUGAAUCGUAAGCCGUUCAGGCCCAAUGACGGGCAAAGGCAUCAAAACAAGAGCUCCCCGAAAAAGGAUGCCGAUUCAAAGGCUAAGCCUGUUAAGGAGAGUGAUCAAGAACAAGAAGAUAAGGAAGAAACUGGGGAGAGAUCGGAUGCAAAUGAUCAGAGAGAAGCUCCGAAGACCAGAUAUGAUGAUUUAAACCCGCAACUGCUGAAAUGCCACAUCUGUAAUAAGAGUAUGUGGGAUGGAAGGUCGUUUGAGAACCAUCUGAGUGGUAGAGCUCAUGCUAUCAUGAUGCAGAAGAUGUCGGAGAGCUAUGCUCUUACCGCUGACACUAUGCGGCAGGAAAUUAAGAUCCGUGAAAUGAAACGCACCAGGAAAUCUGGACAACAACCCCCUCGUGACUUCUACUGUGCGAUGUGCGAUAUGUACGCAGCGGAUGGUGCUAUACACAGAACUACAGUGGGACAUCGUAAACUGAAGAAAUAUUUACAUCCGACAUGCACACAGUGUCAUAAGGAGAUGCCGACAAGGAUUGAAUUAGAUGAACAUAGAUUGACAGCCGAGCAUUUAAGGAAUAUGCAGGAUAAGCAAGAAGUGGUGACGAAGCCGAAACCUGAAGUAAUGGUGAUAUCCACAAUGUCUAUGGAGCAAUCCUAUCUCCGGGAGGACCGCGAACGUUGGCGUCGUCCGGACCGCUACGACAGAUACAAGGAACAGGAGGUUAAAGAAGAGAAGAUUGAUGAACAGGGUGAUAUUGAUUUGAAGAAUGCUGAAGAGAAUGUAGAGAAGGAUUCAGAGAAGACAGAGCAGAGUGAGAAGGUAGAGGAAGUGGAAAUAAAGAAGGAGAAAUCUGUGGACAAUGAUAAAACAAUACUUGAUUAUAAGCAGGGAGAUGAUCUAUCUAAAAUAACACACGAUAUGAUACCAGUAUACAGCACGGAGCGCGGCGUGGGGCGCUCCUUCCUGUCGGAGUUCAAGUGUGUGCAGUGCAGCUUGUGCCGCAAACUGCUGGACAGCGGGGAGACGGCCGAGGUGCAUCUCAAGACCUGGAGACACCACCAGCUCUUCAUCAGGCUCCUCUCCAAGUCCAGCCAACAGCUUCAAGAAGGCAAACGUCAGAUGAACGUGGAAGAGUCAGGGAACUGGAAGCGUCGCAAGACGUCGCGUGACGACGACACGGAGGACGAGCACGAUAUCGAACACGAGGAAGGGGACGGGAUACAGGAGGAAGUCAAUGGAGAUAAACCAGCUAACGAAGAUGUGUCAGUUGAGACGGAAAAGCAAGAAGACUCUAAGAUAGAAGAAGAGGAAGGUAUCCAUGCUGCGGACGAAGAUCUUGAGGAUUGGGAGCAAUCUGUCGAUGAGAUACUGAACGAUGAGAAGAAUACUGCGGAAAAAGCGACUGAUGAUAAAAAAGAAGAUGAUGAAGUUAUAUUACUUGAUGAAGAUCCAGAAAAAACUUCGCAGGAAAACGUCAGUACAAAACCAACUCCGAGACGCAGCAGACGUCGUCAAUGAUUGCGAUAUUAACAUAUAAAA